Molecule: messenger RNA, 1116 nt
Organism: Raphanus sativus (radish)
Lineage: Eukaryota; Viridiplantae; Streptophyta; Magnoliopsida; Brassicales; Brassicaceae
Product: protein DCL homolog, chloroplastic
Exons: 3
Coding region: 158-802 (214 amino acids)
Biological process (GO): chloroplast rRNA processing; chloroplast organization
Cellular component (GO): chloroplast
Source: RefSeq, a predicted model, not a curated record
AAACGUUAAAAAAAAAACUAGGCGGCCCAUUAGACUCAGAUAGAAUCCAUCACAGACUUCCUCUUCUAUCCUCUGGUCGCAAGCUUUCCACGGCACGUCUGCCAAUGGAUAAUGUAAUCGUUUAGCUCUCUUUUUCUAGUCCACAAUUCUUCCGGAAAUGAACUUAGCUUCCGUUUCAUCGACGCCGCCAGUGGCUUCCCCUUGUUUCCGUUGCCGAGCUUUCAUCUUCUCCUUCUCUCCUUCACCUCUCUCUUUAUACUUCCCCCGUGACUCAGCACGGCCUCGAGUUCGAGUUCGCUCCUUGCGAACGGAAUCGGACGGCGCUAGGGUCGGUGACACGGAGUCGUACGGAUCGGAAUUGCUUCGCCGGCCGCGUGUUACGUCUUCUGAGGAAGAGGAAGAAGAGGAAAGCUCCGGAGAAGGAGAUGCGUUUGUGGAUUGGGAAGAUAAAAUUCUGGAGGUUACGGUUCCUCUCGUUGGCUUCGUGAGGAUGAUUCUUCACUCCGGAAAAUACGCAAACCAGGAUAGGCUAAGCCCUGAGCACGAAAAAACAAUUGUUGAGAUGCUCCUUCCUUAUCACCCUGAAGUUGAUAAGAAGAUCGGAUGUGGAAUACACUAUAUCAUGGUUGGGCAUCACCCAGAAUUCGAGAGAUCUCGAUGUCUGUUUAUAGUUCGAAAAGAUGGAGAAGUAGUUGACUUUUCGUAUUGGAAAUGCAUAAAAGGUUUGAUAAAGAAGAAGUAUCCUCUCUAUGCAGACAGUUUCAUCCUCAGACAUUUUCGCAAACGUAGGCAGAACAGGUGAAGAAAACAAAGCUUAUUCUAGAUAUUCUUAAACUCAACAACGCUCUUGGAUACAUUCUACAAGGUUUUGAUGUUAGAACUCAAGACACUUUUCUCUUUUGAGUUGGAAUUAUGGAUGGAACUUUCUACAAGACAUGGUCUUCGCAGGAGAUCAGCAAUUACAGCACCAGAAUAUUACUAUUUUCACUGUUUACAGUCCCUAGCAUUUGUAUGAUAUGAAAAUUUUACACUAAACUUAUGUGAAGAGGUAGUGAAACGAUACACACUUUGUGUGCAGGGUUCGAAUAUUCAGACGGAGUUCCAUUUUUCAAAUUU